Molecule: messenger RNA, 1830 nt
Organism: Naegleria lovaniensis
Lineage: Eukaryota; Heterolobosea; Eutetramitea; Acrasida; Naegleriidae
Exons: 3
Coding region: 1-1830 (609 amino acids)
Source: RefSeq, a predicted model, not a curated record
AUGUAUCAAUGUGUGAAAAAAUCAAAUUAUUAUUUGUGGAAUACAGAUUUUGAAAAGGCAAAACAAUUUUGUGUACCUCAUCAACACAUUCCAAGAAUUGCUCUCACUUAUGCUUGUAUUAAUGGUUUCUUGGCUGGUAUUUCUGGAGAAUCCUCAGCUCGUGAAGUUGCCUUUUCAGAUCUCGAACAAGCAGAACAUUCUCUCAAAAAUUGUUAUUACAAGGAAGAUAUUUUGAAACUCAUCCAACAAGUGAAGGAUCUCAAUAAGGAAUGUAUAUCUUCUUCUUCCAACAACAAGACAAGUGUCAAUUCUGAAUCAUUGAUUGCUACGGAAGAUGAUUUUGAUAUCAUUGCCAAUAAGAAUCAUUCCAAUUAUUUAGAAUUGGAAGAAAUGACUCCCGAUCAACAAUAUUUCAAUUAUGAAUUGGAUUUGAAAUUGUGUGACGCUGAGAAUCACUUGUUGAGAGGUCUUUUGCAAUUUAUGGGAGGAUCGUAUUUGAGAGGUUUUUACAAUUUUAGAAAAUCUUAUUUGAAAUAUAAGGAAGUUUAUCAUCAAGUGGAAGACUUGAAGAAUGAAUCGAAACAAUCGAACAAAUUUGUUCAUAGUGAUGUCAUGUUUGGUUCUUACUUUGGAAUGGGAAUGUUCAAUUUCAUUAUAAGUGUCCUUCCACCUACCCUUGCUAAAAUUUUGAGCGUUUUAGGUUUUGACGCUGAUCGUGAGCUCGGACUCGAUCUCAUGACACAAUGUUCUCAAUACGGAGGUCUCCAUUGUGGUCACGCCUCAUUCAUGUUAUGCAUUAAUUACUUGUUUGUUCCAAGAGCAUUCAAUGGUCGUCAACAAAAUCUCACCAAAGUGAAACCCAUUCUCGACAUGAUUGCUCGAGCUUAUCCCAAUAGUGUUUAUUUCAAAUUUGUCAUUUCACAUUAUGAUUUGAAGACUGGAAAUUUGGAAGGAUGUUUGAACAAUAUUCGACAUUGUGUGAAUGGAAUUCGAGAUGGAACAUCCUAUACUCCAUACAAUUACUUGACAGAAUUGGGAAUUGGAUUAAUGUUGAGCUUGAAAUUGGAUGAAGCUGAACAAAUGUUGACAGAAAUUGUUGAAAAACAAGAUCACAUGUUUGACAGUAAGGGAAAUUGUGCCUUGUUCUUGGUGGUGUGUCGAAUUUUCAAGGGAGAUUUGAAGAGGGCCAAUGAAUUGAUUUCAAAAUUAUCUAAUCAUGUCUCCAAGAGUAGCAAACUCCUCACAGAAAAGAUUGAACUCUUAAAACAUGUGAAAAGUGACGCUGAAAAACAACUGGUCAUGGUCUCCUCCUUCUUCCAAUUAUUGUAUUUGAGAAGAGAUUUGGCUAAUUUGAAACCUCAUCAUAUUGAACCUUUAUUUGAGUUAUUUAACAAACAUACUCAAGGUAUUGCCAUGGAUGAAAAAUCCAAAGUUCAUGGUGAUCUCUGUGCUGGAAUGGCUGUGAUUCGAGCUCAAGUCUACAAUGUUUUAGGUCAACAUGAUAAGAGUUUACAAGAAUUUCACAAUGCUCUCUCGUAUGAACACAAAAUCAAAUACGAGAAACAAUGGAUUGCCUUCUCAUAUUAUGAAUUGGCUGAAAAUAAGUAUUUGAAUGAGUACAAGGAACGAACUGCAGGUCAAGAUGUUGCUGCUUCAUUGAGUGAAAGCAACAAGAAGGAAUUAGUCGAUUUGUUACAUGAGGUGAAGGAACACCUUGUCAAGUGCAACAAGUACAGUGGAUAUCCAUUUGAGGAAGUGUUGCACACUCGAGCCAAGUUGGCUUUGAAACAAGUGGAAGAAGAUCUUAAGGCUGUGUCAUCCUCUCAUUAA